AUGGCCUUGAGAUCUAUUUUCACAGUUUUGGCCCUUGGGAUAUUCGCUUCUUUCGUUUUCGAGAGGAUCAACUUGCUAAAAACAUUCUACGCUAAUGCACCAACGCGGUUGACCAAGAUUAAUAACAUUGGCGCUCAUGAAGUCAAAUUCUCGGAACGCAUAAGGAGCUGUGAGGAUGUGUUACUCAUUGAGAAGCAUCAUCUUGCAAUUCUUGCCUGUGAUGGGGGCCGUGAACGGUACAACACAGUCAUGGGUAUCUUUGCUGGUAAUGUGACCGAAAAUGCAAAACUCUGGGUACAUUACUAUGAGGCCGCGGGAGAAGAGUCUCUCAAGCCUAUCUCACUUACCGGGUUUCCAAAUGCAAACGACUUUCAUUCAUUAGGCCUAGCUUUUGAUGAGCAAACAUCGAAUCUGUUCGUCACAAACCAUGCUCAAGCAGGACCGCGGAUCGAAAUGUUCAAUCUAGAUAUUGAUUCUCUGACGGCUCGCUACAUCCAGACGAUAGAGCAUCCCCUGAUUCAUGGACCUAAUUCAAUCGCAAUCAUCAAUGGACAAGAAUUAUACGUCAGUAACGACCAUUAUAUAACCAAGCGGCAGUCAGUCCUGGUCAGCAACCUCGAGACAUAUCUGGGUACUCCCACUGGCACCGUUGUUCACGUAUCCAUCAAAGGAUCAGAAAUCCAAGCCAAAGUCGUCGCAAGAGUCCCCUUUGCAAAUGGCAUCGAAAUCCUUAAUAGUUCUACCGUUGCAGUGGCAUCUUCCUCCCGAGCAGCUGUGUAUUUCUUUGACACACCUAACCCCACUGCCUUGAAGUAUAAAUCCAAGAUUAUGUUACCAUUUCUCCCGGAUAACCUCUCUGGAUAUGGUGACAAGUUGAUGAUCGCGGGACAUGCGCAUAUGCCUUCUCUGGUAAAGUUUACGCAGUCACGACGCAUCUGCAACGAUCCCGUGGAGUAUGAACAUGCGAAUUCCAAGACCAAGGAGUACUGCGAGACAGCCGAGGCAACUUCUUGGGCCGCUGAGUGGAGUGAGAGUGAGGGCCUGAAGAACCUUUAUGUUGAUACGGAAUACCCUUCAAGCUCGACUGUUGUCAAGGGUGGACGAGUGGGGAUCAUCACGGGUCUUUAUGCCAAGGGAAUUUUGGUUUGGCGGGACGUCAGUUCCAAUCCCAGUUAG
Molecule: messenger RNA, 1176 nt
Organism: Fusarium venenatum
Lineage: Eukaryota; Fungi; Ascomycota; Sordariomycetes; Hypocreales; Nectriaceae
Molecular function (GO): arylesterase activity
Source: RefSeq, a predicted model, not a curated record